AUGCCUCUCCACGGCAACUUCCCUGCUUCCAGCAACACCACCCCACCUGUGUUUUUCCUGACUGGCAUCCCUGGGCUGGAAGCUAUGCACCACUGGAUUUCCAUCUCGUUCAGCACAGUGUUUGCCGUAGCCCUUCUUGGGAACAGCAUCCUCUUGUAUGCGAUAAAGACAGAGCCCUCUCUCCACAAGCCCAUGUUUUAUUUCCUUUCCAUGCUGGCUGUCACUGACUUGGUGCUGUCCCUGACCACCAUGCCCAAGAUGCUGAGCAUCUUCUGGUUCAAUGCCCAGGAGAUCACCUUCCGUGCCUGUCUUGUGCAGAUGUUUUUCCUUCACUCUUUCUCCAUCAUGGAGUCGGCAGUGCUGCUGGCCAUGGCUUUUGACAGGUACAUUGCUGUGUGUAACCCCCUACGAUACAGCUCCAUCCUGACCAACUCCCUGACGGUCAAGAUUGGGCUGUUGGGUCUGGCCAGGGCAUCCGGACUCAUGUUGCCCCUGCCCCUCCUCCUCCACCCCCUUCCGUACUGCCGCUCCCACAUCAUCUCCCAUUGCUACUGUGAACAUAUGGCAGUGGUGAAGCUGGCCUGUGCUGACACCAGGUUCAGUAACAUCUAUGGCAUCUUUGUGGCUCUCUUUAUCGUAGGGUUGGAUUUACUGUCCAUUGGGCACUCCUACCUCAUGAUCCUGAGAACUGUGCCGAGCCUGGCGUCCAGGGAGGAGAGACUGAAGGCACUCGGCACCUGCUUCUCCCACAUCUGCGCCAUCCUGGUCUUUUACACCCCUGUGGUUCUCUCAUCAAUAAUACACAGGUUCAGUCACCACGUUGCCCCUCACAUACACAUCCUGAUGGCCAAUUUGUACGUUCUCUUACCUCCCAUGAUGAAUCCUAUAGUGUAUGGUGUCAAAACCAAGCAGAUUCGUGACCGGGUGCUCAUUGCGUUUUCUCGCAAGAGGCUCUAA
Struthio camelus australis is the source of this 957-nucleotide messenger RNA. RefSeq names its product olfactory receptor 52K1-like. Gene Ontology annotation, molecular function: olfactory receptor activity; G protein-coupled receptor activity. Gene Ontology annotation, cellular component: plasma membrane. The record is from RefSeq and is a predicted model, not a curated record. Lineage: Eukaryota; Metazoa; Chordata; Aves; Struthioniformes; Struthionidae. Gene Ontology annotation, biological process: G protein-coupled receptor signaling pathway.